Messenger RNA from Coccidioides posadasii C735 delta SOWgp, 672 nucleotides. The record is from RefSeq and is a predicted model, not a curated record. NCBI's taxonomy places the organism in Eukaryota, Fungi, Ascomycota, Eurotiomycetes, Onygenales, Onygenaceae.
AUGCUCCUCUUAAGUGCAAUCGCCACCCUAGCGCUGCACGGCGCACUGUGCCUUGCCCGUCCCGCCCCGGCGGAAACCCAGAAUGAUUGUGCACCGGUUCAUAUCAUGAGCGCACGUGGCAGCAACCAGCCGCCGGGCGAAGGACCAACUCUCGCUCCGCUCGUGGACGCUAUCGUAGCCGAUCACCCAGGCAGUACACGCGAGCCGAUCGUCUGGCCCGCACUUAUAUUCCCCUACGCUGAAAGCUCUCACAACGGGACCUUGGCCGUGACCGCCCAGCUUACUGCGUACGUGGAGCGAUGCCCUAAAUCGAAGAUCGUGCUGCUGGGCUUCUCCCAGGGCUCCCAUGUGAUCGGAGACAGCCUCUGCGGUGGAGGAGGCCUGCCCGGGAUCGGUCCCAUCACCGACCCCAUCUCAACGACUAUCGGAGACCACGUAUCCGCCAUCGUUUGGCUCGGCGACCCGCGUCACCGAGGGAAUGAUACAUACAAUAGGGGCACCUCUGUGAGAGACGGGUCACAGUCCUGCGAACACUACGCAGCUAACCUGCAGUCAUACUGCGACACGCGGGAUAUCUUUUGCGACAGUGGAGACAGCCUCCAUGUGCAUCGUGGAUAUAUCCCCAAGUACCUCGAGGCCGCGAAGCAAUUUGUCAACGAGAGGUUGAGGUAA